This is a messenger RNA of Raphanus sativus (radish), 807 nucleotides long. RefSeq names its product auxin-induced protein 15A-like. The transcript has a single exon. The record is from RefSeq and is a predicted model, not a curated record. Gene Ontology annotation, biological process: response to auxin. NCBI's taxonomy places the organism in Eukaryota, Viridiplantae, Streptophyta, Magnoliopsida, Brassicales, Brassicaceae. Bases 123 to 437 code for a protein of 104 amino acids.
AUCUUGCUUACAAACUAACCUAAUCCCUUCCUAUAAAAUCCCAAGAUAGUCAAAUAUUUAUCUCUUAAAAUUUAUUUUCUUUCAAAAACUCCCUUUUCCGUUACUUGCAUUGAUCCUCAAAGAUGGGUAUUCAGUUGAUUGGACUGUCUCACGCUAAGCAAAAGCUUCAAAGAAGCUUAUCAGCGAGAAUUGCGAGCGUCCUGGCGAUGUCGGGUACCAAUAAUGUCCCAAAGGGUCAUGUGGCCGUCUACGUGGGUGAGACUUACCAAAGGAAGAGAUUUGUGAUACCUAUAUCAUAUUUAAACCAUCCAUUGUUCCAAAGUUUGCUGAACCUCGCGGAAGAAGAGUUUGGGUUCGAUCAUCCCAUGGGAGGUCUAACAAUCCCUUGCACUGAAGAUUACUUUACUGCUCUAGCCUCUAUUCUAAACGGUUCAUGAUAAGGGAGCUCACUGAUCAUCCCAAGAUUCAUUAAGAUUAUUCAUACAAAUAAAUUGUGUUUUCUUUUUCUUUUUCUUUUUCUUUGAAUGUACCCAAGGCAGUGUAGAGAAUAACUCGAGAUUGAGAUACUAAGUAGACUCUUUCAGUUUUGGAUCUAAGAAGAUCUUGAGAGUUCUUAUAACUGUUCCACUUGUAAAGUAUUCAAUUGCUCAGAAAAUUAACUUAAGUUUCUUUUCUAUGUCGAUUUGCUUACUUUUCCUUUAUGUAUAUAGAUUAGAUAUCUUAGCUUGUUUUUAUAGAAGCAAUUUUUAUGGGUGUGGUUCAUUUCUUUUGUCGCCACAGUAAUUAAUUUAAGAAAGAAUUUCGUAA